This is a messenger RNA of Protopolystoma xenopodis, 531 nucleotides long. The record is from the annotation of a GenBank genome assembly. Lineage: Eukaryota; Metazoa; Platyhelminthes; Monogenea; Polystomatidea; Polystomatidae.
UCUGAGUGCCCAGUUGGCUGGCCGACCUCGUCCGUGUACUGGCCCAGCAGCCAUCCGGUCAGCUGCCUGCCUCAUCUUUCCUUCCUUGCGAGUGUCCAGUCUACGACCGGUUGCGUGACCCUCGGCCCGGUGGGCCAGUUUGUCUUAAAGUUGCAUGAGGCGCUGCCGCGUUUAGGCCUGACGGCUUACCGGUCGACUCCUGUGCCAAAACGGAAGACAUGCGGUGCCGGUGCCUACCGGUCCGAGGAUCGAGUCCCCACCCCGUCGACAGCCGGACUCAUUCCGUCCCUCCUCCCUCGCCCAACUGGGAAACGCAGACCGUUGGCAAAACGGCCAGGCCAAAUGCCUCACUCAGCGACCGAACAGAAAGCCGAAUUGGCGACUCAGCUGACGAGUAUACGUCCAGUUGUCAUAUGGACACCUGAUUCUGAGGGCUUACGUGAAGACGACACAAUCGAGCGGGACGUAUUUGCGAAUCCAUCAUUUGUCAACCUCCCGGAGACAUUGACACGAACUGCAGGUUCCCAGUGA